Molecule: messenger RNA, 677 nt
Organism: Hevea brasiliensis (rubber tree)
Lineage: Eukaryota; Viridiplantae; Streptophyta; Magnoliopsida; Malpighiales; Euphorbiaceae
Exons: 1
Coding region: 196-420 (74 amino acids)
Source: RefSeq, a predicted model, not a curated record
UUUUUCAUCUCUAUAUAAUAACACAAGGGAAGUGAAGGAUCCCUCGCAGAUCAAAUGUGCCCGUUCGUUCACUUCAUCAAUUGCACCGCACAAGCUAUCCUCUUCAUUUUCCUUUUAUUUCAAUCUCUAUAGCUCUCGUUAAUCUCUUCUUUUCUCUCGGUCCUUUGGAGCCUUGUGUUUCAUAUAGUAGUCAAGAUGGCUGGGAUUCCUGUAUGCGUCCAGUGUGGGACGACAGCCAACCCUUUCCGGUGCAAAGUGGUCGGCCCAACUCUUGGGUUCUUGGCGUUUGCUGUGGUGGCGAUAGUGGAAUGGCCGGUGGGGGCUUUUGUUUACCUGUUUAAACACAGGAAGGGACGCAGGAUCAUGGCCCAUCCGGCCGCCGUUGUUUAUCCGUCAGUCACCAGUACAAUACCUAUCUAAUGCUUUCUUAUGAUAUAUGUGCACAACUAUCCUUUUAUUUUUUUUAAUUAGCAGACACGAGUAUCUUGUAUGGGUGUGUAAUGUGCUGUGUUUUUUAUUUCGCCGAUAUCCCGUGGGGCAAACUGCAAUGUUGGUCAUUGUAAUAUGAAAUUUCAUAAUAUAUAAUAAGGAUAAUGUAUAUAAUACUAAUUUUAUCAGGUUCAUAUUUCAAUGGGUAACUCAAAUUCGUUUUUAUAAUAUUGGAGACAUUGGCUGGA